CUACCCUCUGGAACAGCCAAACCCGGCUCUGUAGGACUCAGUUUCCCGACAGGCCCUGCGCGCUCACCCGUGCAGCUCUCGCACAGAAUGAAUCAGUGGCGUUGUUAUUGACGCCAUAUUGAGCUCGGCGUCCAAAAAGGAGCACCUAGUAACGCACGGCGCCCGAGUCCCCGCUCACCGUAUCCGCUGCCAUCCUCCCGGCACGAGUCCCCUCGCCCCCAGCAGCGAGCUGAUAGCGACCCCACAGCGCCCGAGCGACACAGCCCGCCCGAGGAUCGGCGGAUAGAGCGGCUGGGACCGGCCGAUUGGGAGAGGAAUUCCCGGGAGCUGCCUGCUCGCCCUCCCCUCCCCCCCGGACAUGGCGUGCGGGGCCACACUAAAAAGGACUAUCGACUUCGACCCCCUGCACAGCCCCGCGGCUUCGCCCAAGCGGAGGAGAUGUGCCCCGCUGUCCCCGGGGGGUCCGUCACCCCAGAAAUAUCUCCGAAUGGAACCGUCACCCUUCGGGGAGGUGUCAUCCCGGCUCACAGCAGGUGGGGGGCUGCCUGGGGGUGAUGGGAGUUGGGGGGGAGGGGAGGGUAGUGAUGAUGGUCUGUGUGCCAGGUGGGGCUCCUGCUGUGAGUGCAUUGUGUGGUGUCCGUUUGGGGGAGGGGCAGGGUGGGCUCACUUGCAAUGCUGCCAUUGAUUGUAUUGCUAUUCCCAUCACAGCUAGCCAGCCGCCCUCUUCUGGAUACACUGCAUGUGUAACGGUUUUAGUUAAUGAGAAAAAGCCCUGAAUAAUGUUCAAUCUAUUUAUUGAGAUUUCUUCACCAGACAAGUGUGUGUGUGUGUGUGUUAUAUUUGUUAGUAAAACGUUGGGAGGCUUUAAACAAUCCAUCAUUCAUCUGGAAAGCCUGCAUGUUAAUAAUAUAAGGGUCUAUGCUUUUUAUUUCAUGAUGGCAAUCUUGGCAUUAUGUUGAGUCACAUUCUUCCUUGGAUCCUAAUCUUAACCCUCCCCAUCCUUCAGAUCAUUGGGUUGCAUGGAUUAAGCUGAAUGCCCUUUUUUUUGUUAGAGCUACUUAUUAAAACUACAGCAGUUCUCCUCCUCCUCCUUUCCUCUGUCAUUGUCCUUGUACCCAAUUGAUAUGAGCUGCGGUGGCACACUGGGGGAUGGGUGUGCUAAAUUCAUUGAUUGAAAGUCUGGAAAGCAAACUUCAGUUUAACCCCUCUUACAUGCACAGGGGUGUGCUUUCUUUCCACUAAAGACCUAGCAUUUAAGUGUGUGGUUUUUUUUUUUUUUUUUUAUAUGUAUGUAAUAAAUCUAGCUUGGGAGAGACUACAAAAUAGCAUUUUACAGUCCAUUUGUCAGGAAAUGGCAACCAAACAAAGUAAUUGUGUGAAAUGUGUAUAUAUCCGUAUACAAAACAUACCCCAAAACAAAUUUGACAUUUGUGGGUUUUUGAAAUACUUGUUUUGAGAGUACAUCUCAUAAAUUCAGUAAAACUAAUUAUAGAAUGCUUCUCUGUGACUAAAUUGCAAUGGCUUUCAAGGGAUUUGGAUACAUAUUUAUCACUGAUUCAUUACAUUGCAAUCUGUGACAAAUGCCCAAACCUGUUCUCAUGUGGCAUUAUGUCUAUGAUACUAUUAAAGGAGAUCCAGUUAUGUUGGCCCUCACUAGUCCUACAAAGUGUUAAAUGUGACCGUGGUUUUUAAAUACGUUUUUAUAAUAUUUUAUGCUUGUAAGCAGUGAUGCAAACGUGGUAAUUAUCUGGAUUGGUGUGUUUAGGAGCACUGUGCAUUUUUCGAAAUCUUAAGAUGUAGUUUCAGUUUAUAGUGUAAUUAUGUCUUUUUCUUCCUGACCUAGAUGAGAGUUAACCAUUACUAAUGAAGUGCCAACAAAUUCCAGAGCAUUGUCAAUUGGUGACUAAAAGACAAAGAUUUGUAACAAUACAAAUUGGACGCACAUUGGUUUAGGGCCCUGCUCAAAUGAGCUUAUAAAUUAGAGUAGUGCACAAGUUAUUAAUUUUUGUGUACUCUAAAGUGUUUGAAAUAUUUCAAUUGGAUGACCUAAUCAAAAUGUAAUUAAACAAUAUUUUAGAUUGCCAUAAUGUUAUAUCAAAAUAAAUGAAAGUACAACUUAUAGCAGAGUUGUUGUUGAUAAAGGCUUAGCUUGUCAUUGGGCCACCUAUUGCCUUUUGUUUGUGUUAUGGCACUUUGUACCUCUUGUAGUCUCCCAUUUUAUUAAAGCAGUACUUUGCUCCCUGUGGCCCCUGCAACCUCUUCCUCUGUUGGUUGUACACUUGCUUCCUCUCCCAUGACUGGCAACAGGCUGCUGUACAUACUAUUUUGAGUGCUUGCACAUUGUAGUGUCAGAAAAGCAUCGGUAUGCAGGAUUACUCCUACUAGUUUGUUCACUUUAUUUAAAAAAUAAAUAAAAAAAUCCUGAAUCAAGCGAUGGGUCUAGUUUUCCCCGAUCCUUCCAAUUAAACACAUUCUUCCUUGUCACACCCCAUCAUUUUCUGUUUCAAGGUCCAAUCAAAUGCUUCUCUUGAUAGUGAAGCAUUGAAGCCAAUGCUUCUUUGUUCAGAAACAGUGAACACCACACAGCGCAUGUGUGUUCAUGAGCGGUGAGAUGUGCUAUAGCCUGCUCAUAAGACAGUCAAAGUGUUGGGAGGGGAGGAAUGAAGGGCAAAAAGAUAGUUGGGUGGACAUCAGGAGGUGAAUAAACAGCAAGGGGGGGAGGGGGGCAGCAUUAUCCUUGCAGGCAGGUGCGCUGAUAAGACAAAAAAAAUUUUCAGACACUAAACUCACGGAUUAUGUACUUGCUUAGUUUUCACUUCUAAAAGCAAUAAUGGUCGUUUAUAUUUAUUAGUCAGUUUCUUACACAUACCUGUAUGCUCCUCUUCACAGAUAUUAUUAAAGGGAAACUAUAGUGCCAGGAAAAGUAGCUUCCCCCUCUGUCAAGGAUUCCCCUUCCCGUGGUGCAGAAGGGGUCAAAAAAAAAAACGUUCUGUCAUUUACCUGGGUCCAGCGCCAAUGUCCUCCUGUGUUUGCUUGGGUCCACCUUCUCUCCUCCCCCGCUGACGUCGGUAGGCGGGGCGACCUAAUGCGCAUGCGCGUCAAUGGUCCCGCUUGAAUUAGGAUUUCCCCCGUUGGAAAGCCUAUGGGGUUUUGAGCGAUGCUGAAUGUCCCCAUGCAUAGUGUGAGGGACAUCCAGCAUCAGUUCGGUGACCAAAAGUCAUCAAACAGCCUGGAAGGCCCCUCUAGUGGCUGUCUGGUAGACAGCCACUUGAGGAGUUAACCGUUGCAGAUAAUUAUUGCAGUUUAUAAUUAAUUGCUCUGGGUUAAGGAAUCUGGGGCAAUGCACCCAGACCACUACAGCUCAUUGAGCAAUGAGCUAAUGUGGUCUGAGCCCCUACAGUGUCCCUUUUUAAAGCAAAAUAGCCUUCUCCACUUCAGUAACAUCCCAAAGGGAUAACUAUUUUUUUUUUUUUUUUUUACUCUUGACAGUGGGAUGCUACCAAAUUACUCCUGGCACCAUAAUUGCCUCAGAAGGGGUUUUGUUUAUUGUACUUUGAGUUUCUAUUUAAGCCGGUGGCCAGAUGGUAUAUCUCAAUUGGGAGUUGUAGUUUUGCAACAGAUAGUAAUAUGCUUCCAGCCACGUAUGUCUUAAAUGUUGUAGCUUUAUGCUAAGUGUUUAUUCCAAGGAUGUUGCUAGUGUAAAAAAUGGUGCUUGAUGGUCUCCUCCCCAAACCCCACUUUUGUUUUUUGACCCACUGUUACUUGCAGACAUUGACAGAAUCAGAAGGCAUACACAGGUGCAGUGCAAGUUGUUUACAUAUGUUCUUUACUACAACUUGCAUGCUGUCGGAAACUACAUAUUGAAUAUUCAUCCAUAUCUUUGAUCCACACUCCUCACUGCAAGAUUUUUAAAAAAUAAAAAGAAAUUUUGGAAGGAGUCGCCAAACUGCUACUAAGCAAUUUGUUGCGAUCCUAUUGCAAUUAAUAUAAACAUUGCAUGUACAAUGAACACGGAUAUAAAUCAAAGAAAACGCUGUAGUACCUGUAUAGUACAGCUUUCAGUGGGAACACUGUGCGGCCCCAGUCAAUGACAUGUACUGUGUGGAGUAAUCUCAGAAUACUGUUUUCGGCUUUUUGUUUAUUCGCCCCACCCCCAUAACGUCCCAACGUUGAGCAUAUACAUUAAAGCAGACAAAUUCUUACCUUAAAGGAAAAGUGUUGUCAAUAUAACACUCUGGCGUUUGGGGGGAGGGGUUGUUUUAUUUUUAUACAUAUAAAACAAAAAAGAACUCCUUCAAACAUAUCAAAAAUGUGCAGCAUAAGGUAGACACCUUCCUCAACAGGAAAAUACUCCUAAUCAGGAGCCUUUCAUUGUUGUGUAUUGCCCCAUAAACCUCUGUUCAUUAGGAAUUUGUGGAUUAUAUAAUUUAUCUCCUGAAUCCCUAUGUAUAUUUAAACAAAUGGUCAUUUAGUUACUCCAAUGGCAAUUGGAAGGAAAGCCCGCUUGCCAAUGUCAAGGCAGCCCCCCUGGCGGGUCCUACACUGACCCUUCACCUUGCUUCCUUGAGCUUUUGGCAACGAUAUCUCUGAGACAGAGAGGGGUGUUUUUAUUUUUAUUUUUUUAUAUAUACGCCACUAUAUAUUAACCCUUAAUAGGGAACACAUGGGAUGGACGGCAGCAUCUUUGGUUUUUACUGUGUGUAGUGUGGCUGAUGUGUACUGUGGUCGUUGCUGCUGUCCAGGAGUGAGGGCAGGACUUAUCUUUUUGUAUUUAUAUAAUUUAUUUCCCAGCUGCAAUUACUCAUCGCUUGAGUAUGAGUAGGGCUGUUCUAUAAACUUAUAGAAGGCAUGGGUUAGCUGGUAUCAGGUUAUGUACGUAGUUGUUCUUGGACAAGGGUAGGGGGGCAGGGUACUUUUCAUGCUUAGACUAUUUCUUAAGGCAGUUCACAUGAAAGUCAAAGUUUAAAAGAUGACUAAGUUAAAUCAAUUUUAAGUAAAACACUUCAUUUUUUACAAGUUUAAAAAUAGUUAAACUUACUUUAUUCCUUGUGCUGUACAGCAGUCCAACUCUCAAACUUGAACCCUUCACUUAAGCUUUAAUCUCUGCAUUGUGUUGGUGGAAUUUCUAGCUAGAAUAUGGGGUUACAUUGUAUCCUUUAUAAUGUAAAUUGUCUCCAUUUAUUUUGUCCACUGAGUUAUGUUUGCACUGCAAUGAUGACAUUGGCUUAACCCCAGAAAUCAAUGCAUGCAGUCAUGGUCAUUGCAUUCCAUGAUUGGAAACGUUGCAUUGUGUGUUCAGGCCAGCCUGUUUGCUGGCACAGCUGGUAAUAUCCUUUAGACCUAAACUGGUAAUUUCACCCUAAAUCUUAUCCCUAUUUUGGCAGUACAUUUGUAAAAUUUAGCCUAUUUAAAGUGCUACCAGACAUUAUCUUUAUUGGGUGUCUUUCUAGAGAUUACAAUAAAACCUUGCUAAUGGGACCCUUUAAAGGGAAACUGUAGUUACAAAAAUAUAAUAAUUGUCUGUUUUUUAAAAAAUGUAUUUAUUUUUUUUAGUUAGAUUUAAUUGCCCCCAUUUUGGGUCCAUCACACUCCAAAUUUAAAUAGAAAAACUUACCUUGACUCCAGCACAGAGAUCCACAGCUUGAACCGCAUACUUUUGCACCAAAAUAAUGUUUGUCCAGUAAAAUGCUUAUCAUAAAGAAGCACCAUUUGCCAUCAAAUUCUUCUCAAUAGAGAAGCAUUUAUAGAAUUUAUUUAUUUAUUUUUUUUUUUAUACUUGUGCUUUGCAAGGCAUCAAGAACGGUGUAAGAUUCAGUCUUGGAAGAGGAAGAAGCACUGUCUACUAGCUAUCAGGGUAACAGCCACUAGAAGUGUUUUUUGCCCUGCAAUUGCCAAAUCUCGGAAAGAGCAUUUUUUUUACACUGCUGGAGAAAAAUAAAAGGGGAACUGCGCCAAUAAACUUUGAGUUGAAACAGUCUGCCUGCUUAUGGUGUCCCUUUAACCUUCAUAACCACUUCUUUGUGCUAAAAUGGUAAUGGUGCAAAGACACAUACCCUGUACCUGCUAUUUUAGUUUUCUUCCUUUUCAGAUAUAAAUAUGGUCUUAUUUCUGUGCAAAGCUGUCGUCAUGGGCUCUCUGUAAGCCAACUGUAAUGAUCACUUCCUUACUGGCAAUAUCAGUUUUGUGCAGAGGUCAUUGUUUUUUUUUUUUUUUUUUUAAUGAAAACCAUUUCAUUGUUAUUGGGUGCUGGAAUUGUCGAGACCUGUCCUAAGUGACCUCCUACGCCAAGUUCUCAAACCUUUUGCCUUAAUAUCUUUUAAAACUGCAUGGUAAAGAAGCUGUUUAAAUGCAGCUUCAUUUCUGUAACACUAGUCAUUUUGAAUGGCAAUCAUUCAAAUGCAUAAUUAAUCAAUUUUAUCUAUGACAAAGACCACAAAUGCCAACCUUUGGAAUGAACAUAUAGGGACCAGUAGUGUAAAAUUCACAUAUCUUUGAUAUCUGGACUGGGUGUUGAAUUCUGGUUUGCACUGCCAGCCUUUUAUGGGCAGGUCUGUCAGUCAAGGCAUUCUUAUUCAGACACUAUUACCAGCUCAUGCGAUGAUAAACAUAUAUAGGAGGUUUUGCUUGGGUGCGGUAUGUUUCUGAAUCGUGGAAAUUUCACAUCUUGUUUAUAAGUUUGGCUGUAUUGUAAUGCGUUCACUUCUCUCUUUACCAACUGAAACAUAAUCCUUUAAGUUUGCUUUUUCAAAAAGAAGUGUAAAAGUUGAAUGUUGCAAAAAGGAGUAUGAUUCUAAAAAGCAGAAAUGGUUAACAUUUAAGAAGUAACAUAGUCAAUAUUUGAAUAAAAAAAAAAUCAUUUUACAGAGUAACCGGAUUGUGGAAAAUUCAAAUACACAGCCGAGUUUUGUUGCAAUUAUCAGUUAAAAUGUUAGCUUAUAUUGACUAUACUAAUAAUGUAUUAGAUUAGUCGGUCGCAAAACUAUAUAAAACCUUUUUUUUUUUUUAGAAGUAGGUAUUCUUAAAGGGACACUCCAGUGCCAGGAAAACAAACAGUCUAUGCUGUCAUGCAGUGCAGGGCUUGAAUGCAUGUUGGUAGCAUAGCUGUAGACCAUUAUGCAUUAAAAGUACCGGCAGGUUUAAAUCCCUGUUUGUGCCCAGAAGCCCCAGGUAUCGAUGGAUAGCUGAGGGCAGCACCAUACUGACAGAUGAGGUUUGUGCAGCUAUCUGAAUCUCUUUUUAAAUCACCAUGGCUGACCUUCACUGAUUGGUGCUUGUCAGCUGGCAAAGCCCAGCACCUAAUCAUUUCUCCCUGAGAUCUCCCUUUCAUGACGCAAUCACACAGUACAGAGUGCUCUCAGAGCACUUUGUGAGCUGGGAAAUACUUUUGCUGAUGACCGCAGAGGGAAUUCCCCAGAGUUAUGAUUAGGUGGGAUUAUGGGUACAAUCUUUGGUGUGAUUAGGGCAAUAUAUAUACUUGUCGAGCAUCAUUGUAAUCGAGAAUACAAAUAUGGGGUGUUUUCCAAAAUAAGAUGUGUGAAAGACAACAAAAAAAUAUUUUGAGGUUUGUGAUAAAAUGGUCAAAUGAAAAGUGUCAAAAUGGUCUUGGUUAAAUAGCCUGGGUGAUGUACUUUCUACAAAUAUUUACUUUUUGUUUAGUGGCUUUGCAUUAUCUGACUACCAUGAAAGUUGUAAUGCCAUGCCAAAAUUUAGCUUUAAAACAAUAAUUUCUGCAAUAUUUGAUUUAUAACUUCUAAAAAUUAACUGAAAUCCUAGACCUAAUAGGUGUUUUAAAGGACCUCUCCACACUCGUAGAGCAUUUUAGCUUGUUGAUAUACUUUAUAGGUUAGGAGUAUCCCAUUUUAAUUCCCCUCCCCCACCCCCACCCACUUUUUUUUUUUUUUUUUGAGAAGUAUAUACACUUUAUUAUGUAAGGAAUAAUUGACUCCAGGCCGUUGAAUUAUUAGAAAAAUGUGCAUUAUUUUUCUAAUAAUUCAAAGCCUGGAGUCAAUUAUUCCGCCUUUACUACAGUUACCACACCUCGAAACAUUGUUCAGAUGUAUUUCAAGACGUUUGUCAAGUUUUUGUCAUUAAAACGCUCUUGUGUGUAGGCCUAAUUUCUUACGCAUCAAUUCCCAUGCCUUCGUUGCUAAUUCCAAAACGUCAUUUAAGAAUUAGUAACGGAGAUUUGAGCCAUUGAUAGCAGACUAAUGCAGUUAUUAGAGAGACAGGUUGCAAUAAUGAGACAGAAAAGCAUGUGCAUCAAUAUUUUUAUUUAUUUAUUCAUUAGUUUUAGUUAAUUUUUUAUUUAUUUUUAUUAUUGACAGUAGGCUGUAACGAAAACCAGUGCAACAGGACUAUCUAUGUAUAUUCAGUUCAAUUUUCUAUUUAUUAUAAAUGGGACCAUGAAUUGUAACCUAUUCAUUAUUACAGUUGACUACACAAAGUGAUAUGGAACUGUAAUGUGGUCAAGACCUGUCUGGAACUACUUUAGCCGUGCUUCUCCCUGAAAAUAAUGCACACCUUAGAACGUUCGUCAGCCUAUCAGAUUGAAGCAUUCAUUGGCCCUGUAGUAUAAUUUUUGUUUUAUUUUUAUAACACUUUUUUUAAGAAACGCCUACCCAGCUGGAGGGGGUACUCUUUCUCCUUCCGUUUACUCCACUGAGCUAAUGGAAGUGGCAGUUGUUCUCUGCUAGUGCACACCUGCCUUCUCCCAAGAGUUACUGUGAGUCAGUCAGCAUGCGUUUACAGGGCUCCAUGAUUAACUGGUCCUCCCUGGCUGUCUCCUGCCCCUAUAUCCAAUCUAGGCCACCUCUAUCAUUGUACACCCCUCAUAACCACAGGCUUCUGAUUUCCACAACACCCUGACUGAAAUUGUUUGCUAGAGAAAAAAGGGAGGGCUUGCAAAGCCUGCAGGCCAAAAAUCUGCAACUUUUAAUUCUAGCUAUACCUCUGACGGCAUUCAUAAAUAAGUAAUAUUAUUAUUUUUUUUUUUUACUACAAUGUUUUAGCCCCAUCCAUUUCUACUUUAAAAACAUUUUACAUAUAAUAUAAAAUGUAUUGGUGCACUAAAACAGUGUGAAAUUGUGGUUGAAUUAAUGCAUCGCAAAUGUACCAAAAAGGCCUUGGUCCUCAAGAGUUUAAACCCUUAACGAUCAUGGCUCAUUUCAAAUGUAAUGCAUUUGAUGGUGUGAUGGAAUGUCCUAGCAAUAUAUUAGUUUGUGCAAAGAUUCUGUAUUUGCAGAAAAACUAAUAGAACACAAGAUCAACUUUCCCAAAUGCCCACCUUUUAUGGUCAGGGACAUAAAGAGCCACUAGGGCACUGUAGCAUUAGGAACAUACAUUUAUAAUCCUAGUGACUUUCUUAAAGGGUCACUCCAGACCCCUAAUGCACUUUAGGUUGUGGAAAUGAAUUGGAUGUAAAGUGUCACUUAAAUGUAUUUUUCUUUUUACAAAAUAUGCAAAUUUAAAUAGAUAUUUAUGAACUUACCUGGUUACACCCCACUGGCUUUCAAGCAGACAACAGGUCCUGUUAGUUCCCGACUUGUUUAGAUCAGUCGAGCUAAACUCGAGGCAGCAAUUACCCUGAGCACCUGCCUUGCAAAGACUUGCUUCCAUGGAAAGUCUGUGCUGGGUUAGAAGAAGAGGGCUUGCAAAAGCCACACCCAGCAUGGAAGUUCCCAAUAGAAAUGCAUGGUUUCACUGCAUCUCUGUGAGGAGUUGCGGAUUGUUGCAGUGUGGUGUUUUGUGCACAUGCACGGAAGUCUCCUGAUGCUUUCUUAAGGGAAAGCAUUGGACUGGCUGAAAUCAUGAAGACUGAUGUGUGUGUGUGGCCAGUUGUGGCAAGACCAGUAAGGCGAGGAAUGAAAGGUAAGUUUUACAGGAACACUAUAGGGUCAGGAACACAAACAUGUAUUCCUGACCCUAUAGUGUUAAAAUCACCAUCUAGCCCCUCAUGCCUCCAUAAAUAUAGCAAAAUAUUAUUAUUAUUAUUAUUGCCAUUUUAUAUAGCGCCAACAGAUUCUGUAGCGUUUUACAAUAUUAUGAGAGGGGGGAUGUAACUAUAAAUAGGACAAUUACAAGAAAAUUUACAGGAACAAUAGCUUGAAGAGGACUCUGCUCAAACGAGCUUACAGUCUACAGGAGAUGGGUUAUAAGACACGUUGGGACAGGAAAUAUCAAUCAAAUAGGUUGGGAGUGAAGCAGAGCUGGAGUAGAGAGUAAAGCACUGCACUAUAGGAGAGAGCAAGAGACAGGUAUGUAAGGUAGAGGUUACUCUUGGAGGCAAUAAGCUUUCCUGAAGAGAUGGGUUUUAAGGCCCUUUUUAAAUGAUUAAAGACUAGGGGAGAGUCUGAUGGCGGUAGGCAGGCUAUUCCAUAGGAAAGGAGCCGCCCGUGAGAAGUCCUGCAAGCGCGAGUUGGCCGUACAGGUGCGAGCAGCGGUCAGGAAGUGAUCAUGGGCAGAGCUGAAGGAACAAGGAGGGGCAUACCAAUGGAUCAGUGAAGAGAUAUGAGGGGCUAGAGUUGUUCAGUGCUUUAAAUGUAUGGGUUAUAUUCAAACCUGAAGCUGUAGCUCUGCAUGCUGUUUGCCUCAGAAAAACAAGCGGUCUGCUGACAUCUUUAAAAGUGGUGGCCUGAUCCAGUCACAAUGCUUCUCCAUAGGAUUGGCUGAGACUGACAAGGAGGCAUAUCAGGGGCAGAGCCAGCAUCAUUCAAACACAGCCCUGGCCAAUCAGCAUCUCCUCCUAGAGAUGAAUUGAAUCAAUGAAUCUCUAUGAGGAAAGUUCAGUGUCUGCAUGCAGAGGGAGGAGACACUGAAUGUUGGCCAGUGAUGUUAUCCCUAGGCUGUAAUGGAAACACUGCCUUUUCUCUGAAAAGUCAGUGUUUACAGCAAAAAGCCUGAAGGUAAUGAUUCUCACCAGAACACAUGCAAUAAGCUGUAGUUGUUCUGGUGACUAUAGUGUCCCUUUUAAAAUAAAUUUUCAAAGUGAUCUGAAGGGGGGCCGGAGAGCUAAACAGUUUUACACUAUUGUGUUAGGAAUACAUGUUUGUAUUUCUGGCAAUAGUGUUCUUUUAACAUACUUUCAAUGGCACAAACCCAGUACCAACAAUUGAUUUUAUUUAUUAUUGUCAUUUUAUAUAAUGCCAACUUAUUCCACAGAGCUUUACAAUAUUAUAAAGGGGAAAAUGUAACAAUAAAUGAGACUAUUACAACAUGUUACAGGAACAAUAGGUUGAUGUGGACCCUGCUCAGACGAGCUUACAAUCCUACAUGUUUUCAUUUGAGCAAGAUGAGCUGCGUUAAUUUGUUUUCUCUCAAGUAGAUGAGUGUGAAAAAUUGUACUUAUUUUUGGAAUAGAUGUUAUGCUGUGGUAUGCACAGCUGUAAAGAAUCACUUCCUUGCAUAAUAAAAUAGCUGACAUUUCUUGUUUUUACUUCCUGUCUUUUUUGAGAUACAGUUUUAAAAGAGGUCCAUCAUUGUUGCAUAACUUUGCAAGUUUUAAAGUAGUAGUCUCAUUUUGUCAAAUAGCAUUGGCUGUAAAGGUAAUUUUUUUUUUUUUAUUGUUUUUUUUAAUCCUCUGCUAGUUAUUGGACAGUGAUUGCAAAUAACAGACUGUGUGACAUCUCACUGUAUGGAUAUAAAAAAAUAGUGACUUAUUCGUCCUGUGAAUCUUAACCAAAAAAUAAAUAUAUAUAUCUAUAUCUCAUGUCAGCUAUAAGUGAAAUGUGUAUAAUGCGAAAAUAAUGAUAUCUUGAUGUGCACCAAGGCAUUCUUGUGUAUGUGUUCCAAUUAUUCUGAAACUGGUAAGAUAGCAUUAAAGAUAUAUUGCUCUAUUUAAGUUUUUGUCACUCCAGAACUAACUCCAGCAAAGCUACAGUCCUGAUGCCCAUUAUCAUUGUUGUCCCUGCUUCUCCCCAUGUAAAAUAAAUUAAACAAAACUAAUAACUCACUCUUUCUCCAGCCCCAAAUUUCCAUUGGCACUGCCUAUUUGGGUUGCAUUAUCCUCCAGGAUGACAGGCCAAUCCUCUAUUGACUUCACAGAGGUUGCACAAAGCGCCUAUAAUUAUUCCAUAGAGGAUCACUGUAUUCAUUAAUUCUUUAUGGUCAACUGUGACAGCUGUGCGCAUGAUAUAAUUGUAUGUCCCAGUAUGAGUUGGGAAGUAAGAUUCCUGGCUCUUGUACCCAGAGGGCUUAAAGUUUGGGGGUGAAGAGUGGCCCGUGUGUGUCUCAUUACAAAGUACAUUUUAGCAGCCCUUGAGCAUGUAUUGUUUGUUAAAGAAUAUUUUAAAAUCUUUGUGUUUGACUUAUGUUCAGUUUAAUUUUUUUUUUUCUCUGAGCAACUUAUUAUUUUUUAUUUUUUUCCUGUCCUCCAUCAGAGCAAAUUCUGCAUAACAUAAAACAAGAGUAUAAACGAAUGCAAAAGAGGAGACAUUUAGAAAACAGUCUUCAGCCAACAGAACUCUGCUGUUCAACUGAUUUACAACAUACUCCGUUCCUCUCUUCUGGGCCAAGUAUACCUGGUGAGUAGGAUAUGACCCUCAAUAUCACUUAAAGUCCACCGCCAGCCCCAAAAUGUAUAAAAAAAUUAUAUAGUGCAAAAUAUUCAUAUAAUAAAAUAAACUCUUCUGAAUCUGUGCAUAAAUAUCACCUACAUAUCAAUAUUAUAGGCAUUCACUUAGACUAGAAUAUUCCUAUGUGAUCUCUUAAAUUACAAGUCAUUGGGAGGAUUAGACUAUGGGUGUAUCAAUGUGGGAGUCUGUUGCUUGUAUUUCAGGUGCUAAUAAUGGUAAAUGUUAACCUGACAUUACUAUAUGUGUAUCAAAUACCUAUAUAAUCCAUCAACUAAGCUGUAGUCUUAUAAUUUAUAUUCUAGAGAAACAGCUUGUCCAACCAGUCUUGAAACAUAACUAAUGAUGCCAGUGUUGUUUCAGUGGGAAUGUCGAUAACACUGGAUAUUAAGGGAUCCAUGAUGGCUGUUUCAAAGUCAAAACAUCUAUACUCAUGCAAGUGUAUAUGCUGUAUGUCAACGUCAUUGUGAAUGUUUUGUGCAAGGUUUUAACACUGUGUAAAUACAGUUUUGUGUUAAUACAGAAUCUAAACAUAUAAUCCUAUUUAAUACAAAAUUGGGGAUGCACCAAACUUUUCGGCUGAAAAUGAGCCUAUCCCAUUUCGUCCAAAAGAGUCAAAUCUGCCCUGUGUGCUGCCGGGUGCGAGGCCCCUCCAGUCUUCCUGGGGAGAGAGCCAGCACAGUCUGCAGCUAUGCUGAGUAUGAGCUGCAGACUUUGCUGUAUCUCGCGAUCUCUGGCCUAUCAGAGUGUUGCUACAGGUUACCACGGCAACGCUUUGACUUCUGGAUAAUGCGAAAUACAGCACAGUCUGCAGCUCAAACCCGGCGGAGCUGCAGACUGGAGAGACUGCUCACCGGACCACCAGGAAAACAAAGCUAUUACUAACCCCCUCCCUUUUUUGGGGUAAAAAGUUGUUUACGGCCAAGGGCAUCCUGAAUUUUAGGUUUCGCCCCAGAAUUUUCAUUUCCGUGCAUCCCUAUACAAAAUUAUCUUUGAGCCGUAUGGAUCACAAUACUUGUGUCUGCCAAUUCAUAAACUAAGCUAAUGGAUAUUAACCCCUUAAGGACCAAACUUCUGGAAUAAAAGGGAAUCAUGACAUGUCACACAUGUCAUGUGUCCUUAAGGGGUUAAAGGAACACUGUAGUGUCCGGAACACAAACCUGUAUUACUGGCCCUUGUAUUCAAGUCUGCAGCUGCUGGCUCUGCCCCUGUCUACUGACAUCAGCAGAAGUGGUGGUCUGAGCCAAUCACAAUGCUUCCCCAUUGAGCAACACAAGUCAAACACAGCCCUGGCCAAUCAGAAUCUCCUCCAAGAGAGGAAUUGAAUCAGUGCAUCUGUAUGAGGAAAGUUCAGUGUCUCCAUGCAGAGGGUGGAGACACUGAAUUGCAGUUCUGCACACUAGGCAGGAUGCCCCAGGAAGCUCCUCUAGUAGCCAUCUGAGGAGUGGCCAAUGGAGUUAUUCCUAAGCUGUAAUGUAAACACUGCAUUUUCUCUGAAAAGACAGUGUUUACUGCAAAAAGCCUGAGUGGAGAUGAUUCUACUCAAAAGAACAAAUACAAUAAGCUGUUGUUGUUCUGGUGACUAUAGUGUCCCUUUAAGUGAAUAGGAGCAUGCAUUGCACUACACUUCAAUAGGUCAGGUGGUAACAAAGGAUCACUCAUAUAUGCACAAAAAAGUAGCACGUUUUUAUUUUGUGUACCACAAUUGCUUCAGUGAAUAGAUUUAAGUUGUUUUGAGUUUCUCUGAUUUUAAUUUUAUCCUAUCACAAAUAGGAGCACUCAAAUGGGAAAAAAAGAAUUGUCAAGGCUCAAAAUUUCCACUGGACAAUUUAGGUCUAGCAGUAGAAAAUUCAUCCCUGGAGGGUAUGCUAUCGCUUGCAAGUAACUUUUAAAGGAACACUCUGGGCACCAUAACUUAAUACAAUUUAACCCUGGAUUCCAGUAUACAGCGCCUGAUUUCUCUGCCCCCUGUCUUUCCACUGCUCAGUUCAUAAAAGAGGAAGCCUUGGACAGGAGCAAUGCUUAUUGGCCGAUCCGUAUGAUGUGUAAAAAUAAAUUAAUUUAAAAAUAAACUAGAGCACAAUAAGUGUCUCUCAAGCCGUUUUGUGAAUUGGGAACCAUCUAGCGGUGCUCCGGUCAGUGGCUUUAUCGUUCGAGAAUCUCACCAGGGUAAGGAAGGUUGGCAGGGCUAUCAGACGCUGGAUACUUUGGUGUUAAAUCAUUUGUGACAGUUAAACCCCUAAGGUAAGCAGGAGCCACAAACUUCCUGGCAUCAUAGCAGUUGGAAAACAAAAACAAAUUUAAUUCUGGGCUGAUAGGAUACAUUACAUUUCAUACUUUGCAUUUCUCAGUUUGCCACUACAACCAAACUUUGAUAAUGUUUUCAACUUAAAGGUACAAUAAGUGCAUCGCCACUGAGAAAGGAGCAAGCACUGUUUACCCUGAGACAAGUUGGAUUGAUCUGCGAACGUCUUUUGAAAGAACGUGAAGAUAAAGUCCGUGAAGAGUAUGAAGAAAUUCUUACCACAAAACUUGCCGGUGAGACAGUAUGAGUGUGUAGCUAUAACUGUGCAAAAGCUCAGUGUGUUGUUUAUAUACAGUAAUGUAGCGUUGGUAACCUGCCUGAAUUAGACUCCAUUUGAUUACAUUUUGUUUUGUAGAGCAAUAUGAUGCUUUUGUGAAGUUCACUCAUGACCAGAUAAUGCGAAGAUAUGGAGAACAGCCUGCUAGCUGUAAGUAUAUCGUUGCAUAUUGUCCACUUAUAAAAAUCAAAUCUCUCUACUGUGCAACUGCUAUUACUUAACCAAAUUGUUCAGUUUGUAUGUACUGUUGAAUACAUAUUGCAAAAUUUCAAGUUCUAAGCCACUAGCCAGGCUUAAAAACUUACUUGCCAUUGCAAACUUGGAUGGUCCAUGGUUACAUUUUACUCUCCAAUGGCUAGAUGUGAGUGGAAAUUUUUAAGCCCUGAUAUAUUGCAUAUAUCAUGCAAGGCAUAUUAUUUAUAAAAUGCCAACAUAUUCCACAGACUGCAAUGGAUAUAGAUAAGUUGCAUGAAGUGUGCAUUAGACCAGUUCUAUGUUACAUACAGUAGAAUAUCCAAAAUUGCAUUAAAAUAAAAGUACAAUGUAAGUAUGGGGUGAUAUACCAUGUUGAUACACAAGCACAUUUAUACAUAUGGCUCAACAUUAGUUGAUAACCGUACUUCUGGUGGCUUUCAGUCUGAUAGUGGUCCAGGACCAAGUCUAGGAAAGAAAACCUCAUUGAGGCUCUGUCAACACAAUAAUUAUUUGUGAGCAUUUCAUAAAUAUACAAUCCUUUUGAAAUGCUCAUAAAGAGACAGCAUUGUUGAUGCAACCCUCAGAGUCUGGUGUAUCCUACGUUUCUCCCGGCAGCUUACCACAUCACCAAACCCACUUACCCCCAUCACGAACCCGGUAUGUGCUGGGGAGCUGCACCCAGCAGCCCUGAGAAACAUUCAGGUGAUGGACUGGGUUUAUAUGCAUCAGUGGUGUGCCGCAAACUGCCUAAAGCCCAUCUCACAGACCGCAGACCAACACAAAUAGAUGAAUUCCACUAUUUGUGUUGGUCUGUGAGAUGGGCUUUAGGCAGUUUGCGGCACACAUCUAUUCGAGGCAGAGACCACCUACACAGGCCCUGACGUACUUCGAACAACUAUGCACAUCUAGAAAUCCUAUCACACACGGGGUAUCAACCCUAUACAACGCCCUAUUAACUAAUGGCGACAGACGUCCACUUGGUUUACGGAUAAAAGAGAAAGGGAAGUAGGGGUCGAACUCACUGACCAAGAACGGGACAAAAAAAUAUUCCUCCUGACACACAAAUGCUCCAUAAGUUCGAAGUACCAAGAAACGAGUUACAAAUGACUGACACACUGGUACAGGACCCCAGACGUUCUUAGACACAUACAUGACUCAAUACUAGGCGACUGUUGGAGAUGUGACACUGUCGUAGGUAUGGGAUUGCAUAUUUGGUGGUCGUGCCCCCUCAGUCCCAUACUGGCAAAUAGUAAACACGAAAAUUAGGGAGAUUACAGACACACUUACCACUGCUGCCACUGACGAUGCUCCUUGAUCACACACCCAUCCCACUGAAGUCUUACAAAAGAUCCCUCACCAUACACUUACUCACCGCAGCCAAGUCCCUCAUCCCGAUACACUGGAAAAGGAACAGGGGCCCACCUUUCAGCAAUGGGUGGCCAAGGUAGAAGACAUAUACAGCAUGGAACCUGCCACCACUCCCAAUGGCACCCAUACCCGAAUCGCAUCUGACCCCAUAAUCGGGGCUCCAUGUACCUUUUCCUCACCUCCCCCCCCUUUUUUUUUCUCCGUCCUCUAUUUCUCGCUCUUCUUUCUCCCACUUUCCCAUCUCUCCUUCCAACCCUUUCCCCCCCCCCCACCUCCUGAAUACCCCCUUCCCAUACCCACCAUAUCUUACGUUUAACGAGUGACACAACAUUGUUGGAGACUACCACAGUGGACGACCUAAUGCUCAUGCAGCCCAGGCCGAGACCAGGCUCAGAGGUCAGCGACAUAAAAUGCCCCCCGCAAACCCCUUACACAGGCUCCACCCUGACACAAACGCAGAAGCAAGGUUGCAAUGUCAACUAGACAUAGCAGAGUACUACAUUGACCCCCUGUAGACACCUUGAUCUGACUGUCCCCUGUUGUACACAGAGUAGGUCACAAUAUUUAUCAAGGUUGUUUGAUCGCUAAGCCUGUUCAACCACAUGUUUAACCCAAGUUCUGUUAAAGCUAAACCGUUAUGUAACCAAUGGAACAGCAAUGUGAAGUAUCUUGAAUACUUUAAAAAUAAAUGUCAAAAAAAGACUGCUUUGGAAUUUCAUUGCAAAUUCCAGCACAGUUAAAACAUAUCCUAAGACAAAGUAAGGAAUACUGUGUUUAUGGUAAAAUCCUAACCUGACAAAAGGCAGAGUUUCUGUUGUCAAGCGAUGACUGUGGAAAUGAGGCAUUGUCUUGGUCUAUGGAGAGUCUUGCAGAAUGGUUCAGAUACAAGUGUUAUUCUUGUGAGAAAAUAAAAAGAUGGUGCUUGUAGGUACAAGUUUCAGGAAAUGUUAAUGCUGUAGCCACAUGUGAUUACACUGAAGCAGCAAUAUCACUAUUGGGGAUCUUUGAAAAAUAUGCAGAGGCCUCUGUGAAAGUGACUUUAUGAAGUGGUUUUGGUGAUUAGUGUCCCUUUUAACAUUACCAUUUGUAAAGACAAUGCAAAUCGAAUAGUACAGCAAAUUUGGAGAAGUAAAAUAACAUUUUUUUUUUAAAUAAAUUCCAGGAAUGCCAAACCACAUUUAGCACCACUGCAGUAACUGUAACACCCUUUGUACAAUGACAUUUUGACAAGUAGAAUUUAAUGCCUUCAUUUAAUGUGUAAUCUCAUGGCAGGCAUGUUAUCCAGUUAAUACAAUACUCCAAACUGAGCUCACACUCUAGAAAAGGCAUAACUGAACUGUAUAUACUUUCCAUAUGUCAUCUAACAACUUUUGAUAUGUAUUAAAGUUUUAUUCAGAAAUAACAAGAUAUCUGCAGUUGUGUGUCUGCUAUUGUGCAGGCUUCAGUAUUUUCUGGUUUACAUCUGUCUGUAGAUGUUUGGGUACAUCCGUGUUGACAUUCCAACAAGUAACAUGUCUAGACUCUAAUCAAACGGCUUGAAAGGGAGCAAAUUUAGAUAUUUGCCUCUAGCAUUGAAUAGGAAACCUAUUUUGUAUUGUCCCUUUUGAAAUGAACUGUAAAUUAGCUAGUUGGCAGCAUUGUUCUGCAGUAGGAAACCCUAUCCUUAUUAAUGCUAUUGAAUGGCCUUUCUAGAUAUUUGAGUUGUAUAUUGAUACCUUUUUAUUAUAAAUUGGAUUAUUUCGUACUUAACAUUUGUGAAAUUAAAUUUCCGUGAGUGUAAUAUGAACCAUAACGACUUUUGCUUUCUUUCUAAUUGUGUUUUUUUUGUUUUUUUUCAGAUGUUUCAUGAAUGACUCCUUGCCUUUCCAGGCUGAUGUUUUUCCUUAAUUGCUGCAAGAUGUCAUAGUUUAAAAAUUGCAGCAAUGCCAUAACCCCUUCCCUGUGAACACAGGCUAUUUCAAGCUUUUGUCAGUGGCGACCACUCUUAUGCAGCAACUGGUUUAGGAGUGCUCCUGAUGUCGUGCCACCUGGAUGUGGAUCUAUGCUACCUGUAUUACUAUACCAGUGGCCUCAUUUGCUGUAUUAUUGAAAUUUGGCUUCUUUUGUUUGUUUUAAAAUGGAUUAAAGCUGGUGUUCAUAAACAUGCCCUUUGCUUGAUGUGUAAGUAAGUCAAAUUUAGGAUGACAUUUGUUUUUGACUGACUGCAGUUGUAAUAACUGUGCAACAACAACAAAGUCCAGCAACUUUAGGAUGGAAUAAUUCUUGGGACUAUUUUAAAGUGACCUCCACCACACUUGACUGUGGAGAGAAAAUAAAGAGGGCAUGUCUGUUUAUUAAAGGACUAUUGUGGGGAAGGUAAAAAUUGAUUAUAUGAUUUUGUGUUUUGUAGUUUUAUUUAUUCUUUCGGUCUUUAACAAAUGUUUAAUGCAUUUUUUUUUUUCUGUCUAUCAUUGUUUAACUGCCUUGUACUGGAAUUUAGUUGGAAAAUAAAAACAAACACAAGACUGCUC
Molecule: messenger RNA, 19221 nt
Organism: Pelobates cultripes (western spadefoot toad)
Lineage: Eukaryota; Metazoa; Chordata; Amphibia; Anura; Pelobatidae
Source: the annotation of a GenBank genome assembly